AUGAGUCGACCAUACAAUAAGAAACGCGGCGGUGGCGGCUUCCACAGUCCCUUUCCCUACGUGCGCGCGAACAACGGUGUGAUGGGUGCACAACCUGGGGCGCCAAACCGUGUGGAGUAUCGUGGAAAUCAUCAACACAACAAUCGACGUGGAGGCAGGUAUGGAGGGACCCGGGGAGGUAGUGAAAGAGUCGUGGAUAGCCAUAUUGCGGGUGUGAUGAAAACGCUCCUCACUCUUCUGUUUGAAAAGUCAGCCGGCUGCUUCAAUACCGAAACUGGGAUGCUCAACAUAUCCGAUAUGCGUGGUAGUCCUGAUCUCGCGUCGGCUUCAAAGAGCGUCGACUUCAACAACGUCGCAUUUUGCCGGUGCAUUGCCGAAGUUCUGCGCAAGCAAUUUGGUAACCAAAUUCGCUUCAUAGACAUCAGCAACAACCAGAUUCGCAGGCUGACACCCUUCCUUCAAGCGUUAAUGGAGGUCAACAUUCACGCCAGUAUCGCUGCUAUCAACGCAGCUAACAACGACAUCGAUGAUCUCUCCUUCCUUGGACAACUCAAGGAGUUUCCGCUGCUUACGGAGUUACUUCUCACGAACAAUCUCGUAACGAAUCACAAGGACUAUCGUGGCCAAAUCCUUCGGACGUUGUCGAACUUAACUAUGCUUGAUGCUGAGCCUGUUAAACGAAACCUGCUGAUGCUCCCCAACCCUCUCCGUGCGCCCUCGCAGGGAGAGCUACAUUUGCAGGUUUUGGAUUUCCUCAAUCGCAACCUCCUGUCUGUGAUGAACUACGGGGAAAUAGAUCAAAUUGUGCCACUAUAUGCGCAAGGUGCAGCUGCACUGUCGAUCAGCCAGAACGAAGCGCUCUGUUCAUCGCGGUUGCCCAUCAAUGUAGUCUGCCGCACUGUCGACCUUUCAAAAGUUAUGCGAAAUGCAAUGCAGGCUGAUCUUACUGCGGCACGCAAAGCGAUUAAUUGGCGAAAUCUUCUCAGUAACACUUCUUGCAUACGUAAUGUAGCCCAAAAGCCUUCGGAAAUCAGGAGCUAUCUCAGAGCGUUUUGUGGUUUUGGCUUAGUCCCAAGCUUGCAGUUCUGUCAACUCAUCAGCGCGAGCGCGUCGGUGAGUGUGUUGGAGCAUGAAAUGAAAGUGCGUAUUUAUGUGGUCACUCUUCACGGCAGGAUGAAGUACCUUUGGAACCCAGUCGACUCCUCCACUGGCAAUCGCGUCUUUCCGGAGGGGAAGGAACCAUUCGUGCCGCGCCACUUCGACCGCACGAUUGUGAUGGUGGAUACAAACAACACAGUAAGCAUCACGAAUGACAUGAUCUUCUGCCGUCCUAAUCACGGAGUGCUGCCGGAUGAAGAUAAUUCGCUCUUCUUCGCCGACAGUGAUGAUCGCGUGGAGCAGAUGCGGCGGAAGCUGCUCCCCGGUGCGAAUUGUGAGGUGAUGAAGCAUCUCGUCCUGAGCUCCCAAAGCGACUACGCGCUGCAGAAUUUGGUGCAGCAGAUCCUGCAGGCGGGUCCUCCUCCGGAAUCCCUCCACUCGGUGGAGGCUGUGAAGAAUAUGUUGCAGCUUUAG
Phytomonas sp. EM1 is the source of this 1572-nucleotide messenger RNA. The record is from the annotation of a GenBank genome assembly. NCBI's taxonomy places the organism in Eukaryota, Euglenozoa, Kinetoplastea, Trypanosomatida, Trypanosomatidae.